Messenger RNA from Solenopsis invicta (red fire ant), 2895 nucleotides. Its product is annotated as fatty acid synthase-like. The coding region runs from base 130 to 2805 and encodes 891 amino acids. The transcript has 4 exons. The record is from RefSeq and is a predicted model, not a curated record. Gene Ontology annotation, biological process: fatty acid biosynthetic process. NCBI's taxonomy places the organism in Eukaryota, Metazoa, Arthropoda, Insecta, Hymenoptera, Formicidae. Gene Ontology annotation, molecular function: fatty acid synthase activity.
CGCACUUUGUUAUCACGUACGGUUCGCAGCUCUUGGCGAGCUCCGAGGCGCGUGCACGCACAUAUACACAAGAUAAAACGACAAAAAAAUCCAGAAUAAAAGUUAAUACGAUUCUUCUACGACAAGGUAAUGGCUGCUCAGUUAGAAAGUGUCAACAGUACCAUGACGCGGGAGUCUGUGAUUGAAAAUGAAAUACCGUACUCCGAUAGUAACAUUGUCAUUACGGGGAUAUCAGGCCGUCUGCCCGAGUCAACUAAUAUCGAUGAGUUUAAAAAAAAUUUAAUGAACAACAUAGAUAUGGUGACAGACGACGAGCGGCGUUGGACAAGAGGACUUUAUGGGCUUCCAGCCAGAUCUGCCAAGAUAAAAGACCUCAGCCACUUUGAUGCCACUUUUUUUGGAAUUAAUUCCAAACAGGCACAUGCAAUGGAUCCACAGCUUCGUUUAAUGUUAGAAGCAACCUAUGAAGCCAUAAUCGACGCUGGUAUUAAUCCUACGACCGUGAGAGGAUCGCGUACCGGUGUAUUCGUCGGUAUCUCUUUCACGGGAUCAGAUGAAUUUUGGUUGAGAGAUCCAGAAUUCAUAAAUGGAUACAAUCUACUCGGCAAAUCCAAAUUUAUGUUUGCUAACAGAGUUUCCUAUGCAUUUGACUUUACUGGACCUAGUUACACAUUAGAUACAGCUUGUUCCUCCUCCUUGUAUGCCACACAUCAAGCUGUAAACGCAAUACGUGCCGGCGAGUGCGAUGCUGCAAUUGUCGGUGGACUGAAUCUCGUAUUGACACCGAAUGUCUCACUGCAGAUUAUGAAAUUAAAUACGCUGUCCCAAGAUGGCAAAUGCAAAACAUUUGACAUAUCGGCUAACGGUUACGUGAGGGCUGAAGCGGUGGUGGCAAUAUAUUUGCAGAAAGCAAAGAAUGCGCGUCGAGUGUAUGCGACAGUAGUUCGAACAAAGACAAAUUCAGACGGCUACAAAUCCAAAAGUAUUUUGUAUCCCAAUGGUGAAAAGCAAUAUGAAUUGAUGCGUGAUAUUUAUACAGAGGCAGGAAUUAAUCCCGCGGAUAUAAGUUACGUGGAAGCUCACGGAACCGGAACUAAAGUAGGAGAUAGGGUAGAAGUAACUUCGAUCGACAAAUUGUUCUGCAAAGACCGGAAGACUCCUUUACUAAUAGGCUCAGUUAAAUCCAACAUGGGUCACUCGGAACCGGCCAGUGGAUUAUGCUCGAUCGCCAAGAUAUUAAUCGCGAUGGAAGCAGGCGUGAUACCGGCCAAUUUGCACUUUAAUACACCGAAUCCAGAUAUUCCUGCCUUAAAGGAAGGACGCAUUCGGGUGGUCAACAAGGCCACACCGUGGAACGGUGGUUUUAUAGGUAUUAACUCGUUUGGCAUAGGUGGCACAAAUGCACACAUUAUCCUUAUGAACAAUACAAAAAACAAACUAAAACCGUCAUCGCCAUUGAACAUUACCAAAAUAUUACCGAAGUUGGUUGCUGUAUCAGGUCGAACGAAAGAAAGUGUGUACACUUUAUUAAAUAAUGCGCAAGAGCAUCGUAAUGACGAUGAGUUUCUCUCGUUGUUACGAAUAAUUCACAAUAAUGCUAUUUUCGGGCAUGACUUUCGUGGCUACGAAAUACUUACCAUCAAUGGUACACGUGAAGUGACUGAGAUAACGAGCUCUAAAGAGAGGCGUCCAAUUUGGUUCGUAUUUUCCGGUAUAGGCACGCAAUGGGCGGGCAUGGGACGUCAAUUGUUCGGCAUUGAAACUUUUCAACGUAGUUUGCGACAGUGCGCGGUCGCUUUGGCACCCUAUGGCAUCGAUCUCAUGACUAUUAUUAUGAACGCCACUGACAAAAUGAUCGAAGAAGUAAUAAAUUCUUUUGUGACUGUCACAGCUAUGCAGAUCGCUCUUGUAGAUGUUUUAACGUCGAUAGGUAUAUCGCCGGAUGGUAUAGUCGGACAUUCCACUGGAGAACUAGCGUGUGCAUAUGCUGACGGUGCGUUUACAUUAAAGCAAACCGUCUUAGCGGCUUACUAUAUAGGUAAGGCAAUCGUAGAGUCCAAGUUAGAAUCGGGCGCUAUGGCGGCAGUUGGUUUCAGUUGGGAGGAAGCCAGAAAGAUGUGCCCACCAAAUAUCAUUCCAGCUUGUCACAACUCUAAGGAUUUAGUCAUGAUUUCCGGUCCGACUGAGUCCCUGCAACAAUUUAUAGAAACUCUAAAGAGCAACGAUAUCUUCGUCAAGAUAUUGAAAAGUCUCGGCUUCGCAUUUCACACCAAUUAUAUCGCCUCGGCCGAGCCUAAGCUACAUGCUUUUCUCGACAAAGUAAUCCCGAAUCCGAAGCAAAGAUCAGCCAGAUGGAUUUCCAGUUCCAUCCCCGAGUCUGCAUGGGGCAGUCCACUCGCGCAAACUAGCUCGUCUGCGUAUCACGUAAAUAAUUUACUCUCUCCAGUACUCUUCCAAGAAGCGAUGGCGCAUAUUCCAGAGAACGCGAUAACAAUCGAAAUUGCGCCGGACUGUUUGCUACAAACAAUUUUGGGCAGAUCGUUACCACCAACCGUAACCUAUAUUGGUCUUCACAAACGAGAUCAUUCGGACAACUUGGCCUUUCUACUGUCUAAUGUGGGUAAAAUGUAUAAUGCUGGUGGGCAACCUGAUAUCUUAAAAUUAUAUCCGCCGAUAAGUUUUCCGGUCGGUAGAGGAACACCGAUGAUCGGGCCGUUAAUCAAGUGGGACCAUUCCACCGCAUGGGAUGUGCCUAAAUUCACUCAGACAUCAAACCACUCGGCAAAGCAUAUAAUUAACCCUUAAACACACUUAACCUGUAAAAUAUGGAAACACAUUUUCGGGUCUGGGAGACUUUUUCAACUUUGAGAAGCUAUAACUUUGAUUACAAUCAAU